AGUUCCGGGUUGUGGCGGAAGAACUAGGUCGCACGUGUGAACUGUGCAAAAGUAACUGUGUGGAGGAAAAAGUGACUGAUAUAAUGCCCCAGCAAAGCGGCGAACAGCUGUAGAUAUUACACGCGUGACAAUAACUCGCAGAGCCGUCACCUCACUGAUAAGGACGCCAAUAUCCGUUAUAUCAUCUAGAAGGAGCCAGGAUCAGCCAGCAAAAUGCUGUCUGAUUUGGACCUGAUUGGCACUAUUCAGGAUGACGAGGAGGUCCCGGAGGAGCCGGAGUCUGAUGACGAGGAGGAGGAACAACAAAUCGUCUUGGGUAAAAAGAAGCAGAAGCUUGCCGGACGCAAAGGUGAUUUCAACACCGACUUUGUUUUUGGAGAGCGAGAUGGUCAAGCCGAUGACAGCUGGGUAAUGGCGGAUGUCAUGAAGCAGCUGAAAAAGAGAGUGGCCACCAGUCUGGAUGAGAAAAUUGAGACUGUGAGAAAGAAGAGGAAAAUUCAGGAAAAGGCAGAAAAGGAGUCAAAGCCAGCAGAAGAGAGUACUGACGUGAAGAGUGAGGAGGAUGAAGAGGAAGACGGUCCAGAAGAAGAUGGUCAAGAAGAAGAGGAAAGUGAGGAAGAGUUUUCAUCUGAAGAAGAAAGUGUGCUAACAAAAGCUGAUACUUUAAGAGUCAAAGAGAAGAAAAGAAAGAAAGUACCUCCGGGCUCUGGUUUUUUUGAGGAUGCUUCUCAGUUUGAUGAGAGCUUGACGUUUCAGGAUAUGAACCUUUCCAGACCACUGCUUAAGGCAAUCGCUGCUAUGAGUUUUCAACAGCCUACCCCCAUCCAGAAGGCUUGUAUUCCUGUAGGAUUACUGGGAAAGGACAUCUGUGCUUGCGCUGCCACAGGAACCGGUAAAACGGCUGCAUUUAUGCUUCCUGUUCUUGAGCGUCUAAUCUACAAGCCACGGGAAGCUCCGGUGACCCGUGUACUGGCUCUUGUUCCAACCCGUGAGCUGGGCAUCCAGGUACAUGCAGUUACCAGACAGCUGGCCCAGUUCACAGAGAUCACGACCUGCCUGGCCGUAGGGGGUCUUGAUGUAAAAACACAGGAGGCUGCUUUGCGCUCCGGCCCCGAUGUCCUCAUUGCCACACCAGGACGACUCAUUGACCAUCUGCACAACUGCCCCUCAUUCAGCCUUAAUUCUAUUGAAGUGCUGAUUCUUGAUGAAGCAGACAGGAUGCUAGAUGAGUAUUUUGAAGAACAAAUGAAGGAGAUUAUCAGACUUUGUUCCCAUCAAAGACAGACACUGCUAUUCUCUGCUACCAUGUCUGAAGAGGUUCAAGAUCUGGCUUCUGUUUCUCUUCGCAAUCCAGUGCGUAUCUUUGUGAACAGUAACACGGACGUAGCUCCAUUCUUGCGUCAAGAGUUUGUCCGAAUUCGACCAAAUCGCGAGGGCGACCGUGAAGCCGUUGUUUGUGCCCUCCUCACACGUACGUUCCACGAUCAUGUGAUGCUUUUCACUCAGACCAAAAAGCAGGCGCAUCGCAUGCAUAUCCUCCUGGGUUUAAUGGGUCUUCGAGUUGGGGAGCUCCAUGGAAACCUCUCGCAGACGCAGAGAUUAGAGGCUCUAAGACGCUUCAAAGAUGAGCAGAUUGAUAUACUGGUAGCCACAGAUGUGGCGGCUCGAGGGCUGGACAUACAUGGGGUGAAAACGGUCAUAAACCUAACUAUGCCUGGAACAGUCAAGCAUUACGUGCACAGAGUGGGUCGAACAGCGCGUGCUGGCAAAGCAGGACGUUCGGUGUCUCUGGUGGGGGAAGAAGAGCGGAAGAUGCUAAAAGAUAUAGUGAAAAAAGCACAAGCCCCUGUGAAGGCCAGAGUUAUUCCCCAAGAUGUGAUUUCAAAGUUCCGAGACAAGAUUAUAAAGUUGGAAAAGGAGAUUUAUGCCGUGCUACAGCUCGAGAAGGAAGAAAGGGAAAUGCAGAAAUCCGAGGCCCAGAUCAGUGUUGCCAAGAAAAAACUCCAACCAGAAGGAGGGCCUGAAGAGCAACACAUGCCAAGAACAUGGUUCCAAAGCAAGGAAGAGCGAAAGAAGGAAAAAUUAUCACACGCCCUUCAAGAAUUUGAUUUGGCUUUAAGAGGAAAGAAGAAACGUAAAAAGUUCCUGGCGGACGCGAAGAAAAAAGGGGAGAUGACUCCCGAGGAGCGCUCACAGUUUGAGGUGCUGAAAGCUCAAAUGUAUGCAGAACGCGUGGCCAAGAGAGACCGCAAACCCAAGAGAGCUCGGGCGGUACCGGCUGAUGAAGAUCCCUCAGCUUUGAAAGCGAAACCCAAGAAGCAGAAGAAGAACACAGUGUUUGAUGAGGAAUUAACGAACACAAGCAACAAAGCUCUGAAACAGUACCGUGCAGGACCUUCAUUUGAGGACAAGAAGAGAUUGGGAAUUCAGAGGAGGAAAGGCAGCAACUUCAAGUCCAAAUCACGGUAUCGGAGGAAGUGAGUGAGUGAGUGAGUGAGUUCACAGAAACAAGAGAAUGCUAAGCCAAGCCAGAGGAGAGCUCCAUGACCUGCAUUUACAACUAUUGGCAGCACAGAAACCAGAAUAACAUACUGUUGAUCUUCUAUGUGUCUGAUGAUUGAUUGACAUUUAUGUGCUAUUUUUCAGAAUGAUCCUUUGAAAUAUCAACCAAUAAAGAAACAUUUUUGUUA
Messenger RNA from Spea bombifrons (plains spadefoot toad), 2690 nucleotides. It is a transcript of the gene DDX27, whose product is annotated as DEAD-box helicase 27. Bases 214 to 2481 code for a protein of 755 amino acids. NCBI's taxonomy places the organism in Eukaryota, Metazoa, Chordata, Amphibia, Anura, Pelobatidae. Gene Ontology annotation, molecular function: RNA helicase activity; ATP binding; nucleic acid binding. The record is from RefSeq and is a predicted model, not a curated record. The transcript is spliced from 21 exons.